Entrophospora sp. SA101 is the source of this 894-nucleotide messenger RNA. The record is from the annotation of a GenBank genome assembly. Lineage: Eukaryota; Fungi; Glomeromycota; Glomeromycetes; Entrophosporales; Entrophosporaceae.
AGUGAUGAGUUGUAUCAAGAGUUGAUUAGGAAAUAUCGGGAGUCUGAAGAAAGCAACUUGAUAAAAUUUGGUGUUGUAGACCUUGAUGAUUUGAAUAAGCCAGCAUUUUAUGAACAGUUGAAACUUAGCUAUCAAAGACAAUUCAAAGGGUUAGAAAAGAUUCUUGGAGAUGAAGUAAUAGCAAAAAUGUUGGAAAAAAUUGGAUCUUUCAAAGAAACAGAAUCUAUAGAAAGUUUUUUUGAAUCUUUCAAUAAAUAUGAAAACUUUAGAAGUGUUAUAUUUGUUGAUAGAAUGCGACAUUUCAUUUUGUCUGCAGUAAAAACAUUUUGGAAUGUUUUCUCCAGAAGUGAAACAUAUUUUGAUGCUGAACACAGCGAGCCACAUCUAAAUACAUUCCUUUACACACCAUUAUUUGAUGCACUGUUUUUCAGCAAAGAAUAUAUUUUAUCAGUGAACAGUUCAAGUGAAGCAAACAGUGAAAGAAGGAAUUAUAACAUCAAAUCAGAACGAAUAAGACGUGCUUUAAUUCCAGAUAUCAAAGUUUGCUAUGCAACACAUGAAGUAGAAACCAUUGUUUUUGAACAAAAAAAAUUAGCUGCACGAAUGAAAGGCAUAAAGCCAGCAAAGUAUGACUCAAACAAAUUGGUGCUGUUAAUGCAUGACCAAAUAACACGUUUCUAUAAUAUCUUGAGUAGUAGAGAUCUGGAAGAAAAUAUAAAUCUGAUAAAUGUAUUUGGUGUACGUCUGUCUGGCCUAGAUGUUGAGAUAUAUAUAAUGUACCUUGCUGCACCAGGACUUUACAUAAAAUCCAAGCUAUUUUCAUUCACACUACCAAAAAGACUAGUUUCUUUUUCAUCAAUUGUGAAUCCCAUAAUAGAUCUGAUCAAAUUUAGG